Messenger RNA from Aspergillus campestris IBT 28561, 1164 nucleotides. RefSeq lists its product as uncharacterized. Gene Ontology annotation, molecular function: protein dimerization activity. Lineage: Eukaryota; Fungi; Ascomycota; Eurotiomycetes; Eurotiales; Aspergillaceae. The transcript has 2 exons. Bases 1 to 1164 code for a protein of 387 amino acids. The record is from RefSeq and is a predicted model, not a curated record.
AUGUCUCGUUCUCGUCUUCCUCCGACCCCCGCCAUGUCGGGGGAACUCAUCAUCAAGGAGCAGACAUCCUUGGACGGAACAGACCUGUUCGCUCUACCUCCUGCCGCCGUCAGUCCAUCCAACCUGGACCACCCCAGCCGGAGAUCCUCAAGAUCAGACCCCUCAGUUUACUAUCCGGUCUCGCCCACCUCCCCAGACGCCGCUCGGAGUCGUGCAAACCAACCCCAUCAGACCGGCGUCAAGAGGCCACUCGAAGACUUUGGCCUGCCGCCACCUCCCACCCGCACCCGCAAGAUCAUCCAGAUGAAGCCCAAGGCACACACCCAACCCAAGCCUCCCCCGCCGGCCAACAAGUCCCGGGAGAAUGGCAAGAACCCCAGCAACAGCCCGACGGCGGCGGCGUCCAAAAAGAAACAACCCAGUGCGACGAGCGCGGCCGGUCGGAAAAUUGCCCGGAAGACCGCCCACAGUUUGAUCGAGCGACGGCGGCGGUCCAAAAUGAACGAGGAAUUUUCGACGCUGAAGGAUAUGAUUCCCGCCUGUAAUGGCCAGGAGAUGCAUAAGCUGGCUAUCUUGCAGGCAAGCAUUGACUACGUCAAUUACCUGGAACAGUGCGUCCAGGAUCUGAAGACGACCGACCAGCCGGCCACGGCCCCUCUGCGAAUGCCGCCCGGACCUCCCUCUCCCACGUCACCUGAAAUCCUGGGGGAUGAGGCCGAGGACCCCUCGGCUUCGGUAUCCCCGGACCUUCCUCCAUACCAGGCUCCCCAGGCAUCCCUGGCAUCUCCCUGGGGUGGUGUACUACCGACCGCUGCAGCAGUCGAGCCUCUACCCUCUAUCCUCCCCAGCCCGGCCCUGGGUCCCAUGUAUCUUGCCGACCAUGGCAUCCCUUCGUCGCAUGCAUCAUGGACGGCAUCGUCCGCACACACAUCACCAGCGCUCCACCCGCAGUAUAUGAACCCGUCCGCCAAUCUCGACCACGAGGCGUCAGCUGCGCUGCUGAUGUUGAACCGGGAGUGUCGCCGGUCGGUGGGGUCUGUGGGGUCUGUGGGCUCUGUGGGCUCUGUCGAGGGGCAUCACACUCCACCGGAAGGCCCCCGAGUUGCGAUGCAAGAUCCCCACAAGAAGACGGGAAUGAGCGUUCGAGAACUGUUGAUUUCUUAG